Molecule: messenger RNA, 723 nt
Organism: Sodiomyces alkalinus F11
Lineage: Eukaryota; Fungi; Ascomycota; Sordariomycetes; Glomerellales; Plectosphaerellaceae
Product: cell polarity protein alp11
Exons: 2
Coding region: 1-723 (240 amino acids)
Biological process (GO): post-chaperonin tubulin folding pathway; tubulin complex assembly; cytoplasmic microtubule organization
Cellular component (GO): nucleus; cytoplasm; microtubule plus-end
Molecular function (GO): microtubule plus-end binding; alpha-tubulin binding
Source: RefSeq, a predicted model, not a curated record
AUGGCGGACGUUCCCUUGUACGUCAUAUCGGAGCACACUUCAUCAGAGCGGCGAAUCACCCCUGCGUGGACCAUCGCCACCCUCAGGUCUAAGCUCGAGCACAUCACCGGAGUGCCGCCAUCAGCUCAAAAGCUCUCUCUCAAAACUGCCGGAGGAAACGUACCCAUCCAGGCCGCCAAUGAGGAUGCCACUUACUUGACCAACUUCCCAUUGGCACCUUACGCCGAAUUGCACGUUGUCGACACCCGGCCCCCGGCGGCCCGGGUCAACUUCAAUGAUGCUACGGGCGUCGAGAAGUUCGUGCUGCCGGAGGAGGAGUACGAGAAGAAGACAGACUCGGUUUUAGCCUGGAAGAAGGCACAGAAGCUCGGCCGUUUUGACCCCAGCGCGCCAAGCCAUGAGGAAGCAAAGAUUGCUGCCCACGAGCAGGAUAUCCAAAGGCGAGGCAUCGAGGUCGGUAAGCGCUGCCGCGUCGGCGGUGAGGAUACCCGGCGGGGCGUGAUCCGGUAUGUCGGCGAGGUGAAGGAGAUCCCCAACGGGCUGGGACCUUGGGUCGGCGUGCACCUGGACGAGCCAGUGGGCAAGAAUGACGGCAGCGUCGGUGGCACGCGAUAUUGGGGCGAAGAAUCGCAGCUGAAGCACGGUGUCUUUGUCAGGCCUGAGCGUGUUGAAGUGGGCGAUUGGCCUGUGCUAAACGACCUGGAAGAUUUGGAGGAGAUUUAG